AUGGAAUCUACACCUAAAAUUUCGAACAAAAUAAUAAUAUCCGAAACGGAUCAAAUCAUGCAACCUUCCACUGACUCCAAAUAUAAUAACGGUAAGGUUAACAUCAUGUCUCAAGAUUUCAAUCCAUACUUGGAGUAUUUUACAGGGUCUCCUCAAACAAAACCCGAUGCAUACGAAUUUGACGAAUGGUUCACAAGUGAUCUUUCGAGUUACCUUAAGGAAGACUUUAUUUUCCCUGCAGAGGGUCCGAAUUAUGACGUUUCUCCUUUAUUGGAAUCUUCUAUGACCACCCCUUCCCUUAUACUUGACAAUUCUCAUGAAUUGGAUGACUCCCCUCUUUUCAGUUCAAUCCCUGCUUCUUUCUCCGCAAGUCCAUCUCUUGAACCCGCUUUUGGUUUCUUCCCCGACCUUACAAAUCCUAAUGUCGCCGUUUCUCCAACGAGAUCUCUUUUGCGUCAGCUUUCCAUCACGCCUUCCGUAACAAUUCCUGUUGAUGAUUCUUCACCUUUAACUACUAUUUCGGGUGGUUCUGGUCUUUCUUCUUCUCUCAACAUUCCUUGGUCUUCUGACAUGACCUCCCCAAACAUUCUUCAAAGCUCAUCAUCUGAGUCACCUUCUCUUUUAUCAACUAUUUCGAAUGCUAAUGUUUCCCCAAAGUCUUCAUCUAUCAUCGCAAGUCCAUCUAUCAUGUCAUCGACUUCUGCGUCUUCAACUCCUUUAAUAAACAAUCAAAAUUCCACUCGUGGACGAAAAAGGUCCAUUUGUGAAGUUGAGAAUAAUUCACCACACCUUGUCGAUGAUUUAGCCAUGAAACGUGCAAAGAAUACCGAUGCUGCUCGUAGAAGUCGACUUCGAAAGGUGAUGAAAAUGGAAUCGCUUGAAAAACAGGUGGCUGAAUUCAAGAUCGAAAAUAAUGAACUUCAAACUCGUAUCGCUGUGUUGGAGAGCGAAAAGAAAGGCUUGGAAGAUAAAAACGCUGAGAAGGACGCUAGAGUCAAAAUGUUGGAACAACAAUUAGCUGAAGCUCACGAAAGAUUGAUAAAGAGGACAUAA
This is a messenger RNA of Funneliformis geosporum, 1053 nucleotides long. Lineage: Eukaryota; Fungi; Glomeromycota; Glomeromycetes; Glomerales; Glomeraceae. The record is from the annotation of a GenBank genome assembly.